CUACAAGGUUGCAACAUGACCAUAUGACAGACUAAAUGUCCUAAUACGAUUAGUAUCAAAAAUGGAAUCAAUCUUAGCUGGAUAUGUAUCGGGCUAUUUAUGAUCAGUUUUGACUAGGUUAAUGGCGUAAUAUGACGACAAGGUCAGUGCUUGGUGUGUCGUGUUUGAAAAUGUCAGCAGAUGGUGCUCUUCAUGAAUUCCUAGUAAGAGAAAAGGAAGAAUUGCGCGGGCUAGAAGACGAUUUAGAUUUUACACCAAAUGGUGAGAAUAAUGCUGCUGAACACCUUCAAGUAAACGAGGAACCGGAGUGCGUAAAACUUUGGGCCAUAAGUUUUAAGAAGCGGAUAGAGGUCAAAGACGAUGCUGAACGUAAAAGCAUGUUCAUGCUAGAAGAACAAGGACUCAAAGAUUUGCAUGAGUGGGCACUUCAGUACCGCGAUUCUCUUGCUCGAGGACAAAAACUCAGCCGCGCUCAUGACAAAGAACUUCAAAGUGCUCGACAAAAAGCUGCAGAAGCAUCAGCCAGAAUGUCACAGGUGGACGCUGGCCAAGCUGUUUUAUGGGAAAAAGUUUGCCAGUUGUGUAAUUUCGUCACUUCUGGUAACGAAGAAACAACAAACGUUCACACCGUCCCGAUAAAUACGAAGGAUAAUCAGCGAGACUUGAACAGGAUGCGUGUGCUCCUUCUGCAGUUGAAGAAGAGUCCCCCGGCAAUACAACCUAGAAUCCGAUCCCAUUAAUCUACAAGCUUACUUUUAUUGAAGUGCAAUAUUAUAUUUAGAAACUGAUCUCAAUUAUUUAGCUUCAUGUGACUACCAAGUAUACAUUCCAAUUGUUAUAUGACCAUCUUUAUCUGUGUUUACAAGUAUAUUCUUAGUAAAACUGA
This is a messenger RNA of Schistosoma mattheei, 886 nucleotides long. Lineage: Eukaryota; Metazoa; Platyhelminthes; Trematoda; Strigeidida; Schistosomatidae. The record is from the annotation of a GenBank genome assembly.